Hippopotamus amphibius kiboko is the source of this 321-nucleotide messenger RNA. RefSeq names its product LLLL and CFNLAS motif containing 1 (gene SOFU1). Bases 1 to 321 code for a protein of 106 amino acids. The record is from RefSeq and is a predicted model, not a curated record. Lineage: Eukaryota; Metazoa; Chordata; Mammalia; Artiodactyla; Hippopotamidae. Gene Ontology annotation, biological process: fusion of sperm to egg plasma membrane involved in single fertilization. The transcript is spliced from 2 exons.
AUGACUUCCCUGGGCUCCCAGCUCUUCAGGGCAGCAUUCCUGGCAGCCAUCCUGCUGCUGCUGUGGCUCAAGGGGGUGAAGCCUCAGAAAGGGAGCCCUGGUCUGGAUGAGAGGAGUCAGAAAGAGAAAACACCCUCUACAGACCAAGCUCAAGAACACUUGGAAGAGCGCUUUGUAGCCUCCUCAGUGGGCGAGUUGUGGCAGGUGGUGGACAUGGCCCAGCAAGAGGACGACCAGACGUCGGAGGCAGCGUCGAUCCAGGACCACCUGCUUGACCUCGCCUUCUGCCUUAACCUGGCCAGCAUCAUGGUUUUUUUAUGA